Molecule: messenger RNA, 1238 nt
Organism: Paramecium sonneborni
Lineage: Eukaryota; Ciliophora; Oligohymenophorea; Peniculida; Parameciidae
Source: the annotation of a GenBank genome assembly
AUUUAAUGAUGAUAACGACAGCACCCUAAAAUAUUACUAGUUCAAUAUAAGAUAAAUUAAUGGAGGAACGCAAGAGAUGUAUGUAAUUUGAAUUGGAUUUUUAGUGAUAACAUCAUUUGAGUAAAAAUUUUUAGGAGAAGAAUAAGCAAGGUAAGCUUAAUAUGCUGAUCAAGCAACUUAUAAUGGUUAAAUGAAUGAGAAAUAAAAUAAAUAAGGAGUAGGAAAAUACUUAUUUCCUAAUGGAGAUGUGUAAUAAAACUAAUGAUUGUUUUUAGGUAUAUAGGAUAGUGGUCUAACGAUCUUUUCAACGGAGAAGGCGUUUAUCUUUUUAAUAAUGGGGAGAGAUAUGAAGGUCAUUUGUUGAAUGGUAAAAAGCAUGGAGUAGGAAUCUAUUAUUAUGCAAAUGGUAAUAUAUAUAAUGGAGAAUGGAUUAACGAUUUGAAACAUGGAAAAGGAAAAUAUUAAUAUUAUUUAUAAGGAGAAACAUAUGAUGGUGAAUGGUAAUAUGGAGAGAGACAUGGAAGAGGAGUUUAUAUCUAUUCAUUAGGAGAUAGAUAUGAUGGUCUUUGGGAAAGAGGACUUAAAUGGGGUAGAGGAAUAGUAGAAUUUGCAUCUGGAGCAAGAUAUGAGGGUUAAUUUAGUAGUGAUAAAGCUACAGGAUAAGGAACUAUGAUAUAUGUGAAUAAUGAUAAAUAUGAAGGAUAAUGGAAUGAUGGAUUAAAACAUGGGUAUGGAAUUUAUACUAUGGCUGAUGGAUCUAGAUAUGAAGGAAAUUGGAUGAAUGAUGAAAGAGAAGGAUAAGGACUAUUUCUAUAUGCAUCAGGAGAUAAAUAUGAAGGCAUCUAUGGUAAAAAUGUUAAAAAUGGAUUUGGUAUAUAUAUUGCUUCUAAUGGUGAUCGAUAUGAAGGAGAAUGGGCUAAUGAUAAAAGAUAAGGAAAUGGUACUCUCUAUAUGGCGAAUGGAGAUAAAUAUAUUGGAGAAUGGAAAGAUGGAGAAAAGUCUGGAAAAGGAAUUUAUUAUUUUGCUCAUGGAGAUACUUAUGAUGGUUAUUUCUUAUUAUAUUUUUAGGCUAUUGGCUUGGUGGUAUGAGGCAUGGUUAUGGUAAAUAUUCUUGGAGCAUUGGAGAUUAUUAUGAAGGAGAAUGGAAAUUUGAUAAAAUGAAUGGUAAAGGGAAGUUUAAAGGAGCUGAUGGUUCAGAAUAUAUUGGUGAAUUUUCAAAUGACAAUAAAGUUAAUUGA